ACAAAACCUGCCUACCUAGAAUUUGCUACAAACUGCAGCAGCAACAGAUCGCUGGUGCCAGGUCUCACUCAAUAGUACAGACAUGGCUCUGGCAGACUCUUCGCGUGGUUUAUCAAACGGUGGCAAUGCAGACUCGCCUUUUCCUGAAAUUAUAGAGCUCAAUGUUGGGGGACAGGUAUAUCUGACUCGACAUAAAACUUUGAUCGCCGUAACCGACUCUCUGCUGUGGCAGAUGUUCAAUCAGAAAACCCCCAAGGAACUGUCGAGAGACAGCAAAGGACGCUACUUUCUGGACCGUGAUGGCUUUUUAUUCCGUUAUAUUUUGGACUACCUGAGAGAUCUCAACCUGGUGCUGCCUGAUUACUUUCCAGAGAAGUGCAGGCUGAAAAGGGAGGCAGACUUUUUUCAACUGCAAGACCUGUCCAAGAGGCUCAGCCCUAACGUAAGCAAAGAGAAUUCCAUCAGCGAAGAGAUCAGUCAAAGUGACCCAGAAGAGGUCGGUUUUCUUAGUGGAGCUGGGGGCUCGACCGCAAGCUUGGAUCCAACGCGCUUUGUGUCAACUAUGACCAGUGCCCAUGCACGUUCCCCGUCACUCGAGUCCAGGAAAUCGGGCUACAUUACUAUAGGAUACAGAGGGUCCUACACCAUUGGGAGAGAUGCUCAGGCUGACGCGAAGUUCAGGAGGGUGGCCAGGAUCACAGUGUGUGGGAAGACCUCUUUGGCCAAAGAGGUGUUUGGUGAUACCUUGAACGAGAGCAGAGACCCCGACCGACCCCCGGAGAGAUACACCUCCAGAUACUACCUGAAAUUCAAUUUCCUGGAGCAGGCUUUUGAAAAGCUGUCUGAAGCUGGUUUCCGUAUGGUGGCUUGCAGCUCCACGGGCACGUGCGCUUAUGCCAGCAGUGACCCCAGCGAGGACAAGAUCUGGACCAGCUACACAGAGUAUGUUUUCUGCAGGGACUGAUCAGACAGAAUAUGAGACUCAGAAGUAACUUUAAACUUAAACUGAAGUGUAGCUUAAUGCCAAAACAAAAUUAAAAAAAAUAAAAAAGCUUGACAUAACGGCGUAUAUUUUAUAGUGAUGCUUUGAUAUGUGUGUGUGUGUGUGUGUGUGUGUGUGUGUGUGUGUGUGUGUGUGUGUGUGUGUGUGUGUGUGUGUGUGCGUAAUGGUAGUUAAGGUUUUUGAUGUUUUUUAUAUACUUUAUUUUAUAUCUGAUGCUUAUCUAACUUAGACCUGUCUGUUAAUAAUAGUAAUAUACUUAUUGAUGUACUUUUAUAAAACAAAGACCAAUUUAGGAUAAAUGUCCCUAACGAGAGUAAUAUUUACUUAAGAUUUGAAUAUGCCCUUUCAGUACAAUGUUAGGUAUAAAAGUACUCAUAUAAAUAUUAUUACAAAUGCAAAGCUCCAGUCCCUAAUUGUGUUACUCAUUGUUAUGCUUUUAUGCCAAGACACACCUACAUCUCAUUUUUUGGUUGAAGUUCAUCUUUGCCCAGUAAACAGAGGUCUGCAGAGUCCGUGGCUGCGGGGGGGGGGGGGAAUAUGAGCAGUACUGUUUUACCCAUUGCUUAGAGAUUACGAAACUUGCUGUGCAAUAAAUCUUUUUUUUUUUUUUUCUUGCAAUGAACAUGGUUUAGUAUACUGUAUUAAAAUGAGUAUAACGUCUGUUCUGUACUUAUUGCUAAAUGAAUAAAGAAUUUGAAUUCACACUAACUACACAUGUAAAAGGA
Molecule: messenger RNA, 1728 nt
Organism: Polyodon spathula (Mississippi paddlefish)
Lineage: Eukaryota; Metazoa; Chordata; Actinopteri; Acipenseriformes; Polyodontidae
Product: BTB/POZ domain-containing protein KCTD12-like
Exons: 1
Coding region: 83-964 (293 amino acids)
Biological process (GO): protein homooligomerization; regulation of G protein-coupled receptor signaling pathway
Cellular component (GO): presynaptic membrane; postsynaptic membrane
Molecular function (GO): protein binding
Source: RefSeq, a predicted model, not a curated record